AUGAGCGCCGAGGCUGAAAAACUCAUUCUUGCACUUAUUUAUGGAAUACCUUAUGAAAAUGAUGCGAAAUCCACAAGAAAAAGAAAUAAUUCAGAAAAUUCCAUGAGUUCUAAAAAGUUUAAAAAAAUGAGUGGAGAAAUUAUGGAUUCGAACGAUAUGGAACCCGAAGGAGACACAGAAGAACCCUGGUUCAUCACAGUUUGUAUUUUUUGUAAAAAAAAUUUAACUACAAGAAGUGAAAUAAACGUUUCUAAAUUACUACAGUGCUUGCAUGCGAUUUGUAGUCAAUGUUAUACGUCUUGGGAUGAGUAUGAAGAAAAAUCGUGCCCAGAGUGCCAGAUGCCUUCUAAAAAGGGUGAAGUUAGAGAAAAUAAAGUUUUAUCUGAAAUAGUUUCAGACAUUGAAGUACCCGAUACUGAGGGUAAAGUUUGUAAUAUUCAUGAUGCUCCUGUCACUCAUUGGUGUGAAAACUGUGCCGAGUUCAUAUGUGAAGAUUGUGUUAAUCACCAUGGACAGCUCAAGUCUACAAGAGAACAUAGAAUUAAAACAAAAGAUGAGUAUUUAAAUAGCAUAACAAUCGGAGAACCCAAAAAAGUAUUCCCCUGUACAAUACACCCUCAGAAUCAAUUAACUAUUGUAUGUCAUACAUGUCAUGCUAUGACAUGUCGGGAUUGCCAGCUAGAACUUCACAGGGACCAUAAAUAUGACUUUGUUGCUGAUAGAAUUGAGGAAACUAAAAAAGAAGUCUAUAAUUUUUUCAAGAAAAUAGAGUAUCAUUCUAUAGUUCUAUCUUCAGCUCUUGAUAAAGUAGCUGUGAGAGAAAAAAAACUUGAAGAGUUGAAAAGAAGUAUAAUAAAACAGAUAAAAGAAGUGUUUGAUAUGGUCUAUGAUCUUGUAAAAAAAAGGUGCCGGGAACUGAUGAUAACUGCUGUUACGAAAACAAAUGAAAAACUAGCUGAAUGUAAUAAUGGAAGAACUGAACUUCAAAAGGAUCUUCGCUCAUUAAAAUUGUGUCUUACAUUUGUCAAGUCAGUUCUUUACAAGAGCUCAGACUCGGUUAUAUUCUAUACUAAAGAUCUAAUGUUAAAUCAUAUGGAAAGAAUACGAACAAAAAGUAAAGUUCCUAGCGCAGUUGAUGUAAUCAAUCUGAGAUUUAUGCCUGAAAACAUGGACACUCUUAAAUUAGGUAUUUGUAAUUUUGGUGCACUGUCUGAAGCACCAGACAUAUCUGAAGCAGACACUAGUGUAUACUGGCGAAGUGUCUUUAUGACACUCAUGUCGACUUAUUCCGACCAACUUAUUGGACGUAGAGAUGCUGCUCAGUUACAACCAUCGAAUCAAUCUUGGCAACAGUUAACCGCUGAACUUAAUGAUCAUCUUAAGCAACAGACAUCUCCACAACCGCAUCACCCAUCACAGCAACAUCAGCAACAGUUACAUCAACAACAACAACAACAACAGCAGCAGCAGCAACAACAACAACAACAACAACAACAACAUCAACAACAACUACAACAGCAGCACCAACAGCAACAGCAACUUCUUCAUCAGCAACAGCAACAACACCAGCAGCGUUUGCAGGAACAAAUGCUUCAGCAAAUGCAUGCAAAACAACAGCAGCAGCACCAACAACAAAUGAAACAACAGCAAAUGAAACAACAGCAACAACAACAUCAACAGCAGUUAAAACAACAACAACAACAACAAGUUAUUCCACAUUGGCAGAGGGUACCACCAUUACCACAAUUUAGACAAGAUCGCAUUUCUCCCAGCCAGCAAAACAAUGGCCAGCCUAAACAGAUGCAUCAAAACCUACAAAACAGUGUUUCUUCUUUGCGACAGAGCCCAACGUUACAUGGCAAUCAGCAGGUUGUCUUGGUCUCCUACGGGGCUCAGGGCCAGUUGCAGUCUGGAGGCAUCCAAGGCCGAGGCAGCAAUAAUUCAGUGCCUGUGAAUAACUGUCAACAGAUGAUGCGAGGGUCUCCCUUACAGUCCCAGAUGUCUCAGCAGUUGCCUCUUCAGCAGUGCCUCCCCCCUUCGACCAAUCAUCAAGUUCUACCUAAUGGCCUACAUCACAGGAUCGCUAGCCAAGCCAAUGCCGUUGCUCAGCAACAAAUGGCAGCACAUGUCAUGCAGCAAAGAGUAGGGCAGAUGCAACAUAUAUACAGGCCUAAUAGUGUUCAACAAUCUGCGAUGAUUGUUAGGACCCAAGCCAGUCUGCAGGCUCAACCCUCUAUACGUUCUCCACCUAUAAGAACCAUAUCUCCUACUGUGUCUCUGCAUCGAACAGGACCUACAGUAAGACCAGUAAAUACGGCUCGGCUACCUAUGAGCCAGCCUGAACGGAUGCCUACUCAUCAGGAAAGGGUCCCCGCACUUCAUCAAGAAAGACUCCAGCUUCACCAUGAGCGGAUUCCACAAGGACAUCCAGAACGUGGCCAACUCGGGGUGAAAUACCCCAAUGCCCCAAAUCAUCAAAUGAGCGAACAUCCAAACAGGGCACCUCCUCCUCCAUAUUCGUUCCAGCUGUGGCAUAUCCCUGAGACUGUACCUAUGGCUCCCAAAUCUGGUGAGCCUCCACCGAAUCCUCAUUCUGAUAAUAUUAAGAAAGUCAGAAUCAGUCCUCCUCAAUUACUUGAACCAACCACGAGCAUCAAUCCACAACAAAUGGAAAUGGGAGUUCCUCGACAAUCAGCAGUCCACACCAGCCAGCUUGCCAGUCGGUUACAGCAGCCUGACAAGAGUCACCAAGACCAAGUGGAAUUGCUAAAACAAAAACCUGAAGUUAGCUUGUUACCCUCUAAACCGGCGGCAAAUCCAGCUCCGGCCAUCAACAUCAAAGAGGAGCAAAUGUCAGAGAAUUUUGCUGAUGUCUUAUCCACUCUAAAUGAGUUAAAUAAAAGUUUAGACAAAGUUGAAAUCGCCAAUGAUAGGCCAUCAACUGAAGAUCGUGAAGAUUCUCAUGAAGAUUGGUGUGCCGUCUGUAUGGAUGGAGGAGAUCUUGUCUGCUGUGAUAUUUGUCCUAAAGCUUUUCAUUAUGGUUGCCAUGUUCCUGUGAUUACACCUGACGAGGCGAAAGGUGAUUGGCAGUGUCUUUUGUGUAAAUCAGUCGAACCUGUAGUUAACGCUGAUCCGACCCUUCAGUGCCUUUCACAUACCGAGAAGAGAGCUGCUUCAAGGUUGCUGUUAGAAAUAUACUGUCAAUAUGAUGCAAGCUUGAAUUUAAGGCUGCCAGUACCACCACAGAAUACUGCUUAUUAUGACAUGGUGAGGCAACCGAUUUGCUUGGAUCAGAUUCGAGAUAAAAUGUCGAGCAAUCGCUAUAAAAGUAUGAUUGAAUUUGUUAGUGAUAUAAAAUUGAUGUUCAACAACUUCUACCUUGUGAAUCCCGCUGAAAGUCAAGCUGUGAUUCAGACGAAAUCUCUUGAAGAACUCUUCAACUCUCUUCUUUCCCGGUUUUUGGCAGAUCCUGUUCCUAAUGUUGCUUGUAUUAAGACUGAAGCAAUGGAAACGUGA
Molecule: messenger RNA, 3516 nt
Organism: Nezara viridula (southern green stink bug)
Lineage: Eukaryota; Metazoa; Arthropoda; Insecta; Hemiptera; Pentatomidae
Source: the annotation of a GenBank genome assembly